ACAGUAGGGCACUAGCUUUUCUAGUCGCCUCGCCUCUUAAGGAAGUGGAUGGAGCCCCGAUGGAGGGGGCUGUCGGCUCGGGCUAGUUCCGAUGCGUGAUUAGGGAAAGAAGCCGCAUACCGGAAGGCCGGGGGUAGUCUUCCUGACUGAAAACAAAAACACCAUGGACUGCUAAAAAUCACGGGACAGCCCCUGAAGAACAUGGAGCCGACAGCGGGAGAGAGUAGCAUUACAAGUAGCGUCGUCUAGUUCGGUUCCUCUACCAUAAGUGGACCUGAAUUGUUGAAUAUUAGUACGCGUCGGCACCGCGGAACCUUUGUUCGUGUAUUUUUUUUCCUUUUUCAUAGACAGAACAGGGCUUCUCCUGCUCUUCGUCGUAGUUUUUAAAACGUGACAGCACCCUCGCUGGCUCUUCUGGACUGGCAGCCGAAGACUUGGCCUCAAAUGGACUCCCAUCAACUGUUUUCCCUCUUCUCCUGAGUGCGUGGCGGCCGCAGCAAUCAUGUUUGCCGUACGCAUCGUCACCGCAGACUACUACCUGGCAAGUCCCAUUAAAGACCUGGAUGUGUGUUAUUCUGAGUUCAGGGAAAGAAACGUGAGCAAGGUGCCGGUGGUGCGGAUAUUCGGAGCAACACCCGCAGGUCAAAAGACGUGUCUUCACCUUCAUGGCGUGUUCCCGUACAUCUAUAUUCCAUAUGAUGGUCAUGGACAGCAACCAGAAUCAUAUCUGCGUCUGGUGGCCUUUAGCAUCGACAGAGCAGUCAAUGUUGCGAUGGGAAACCCCGCCUCUGAUGUCCAGCACAUAUUUAAGGUGGUGCUGGUGUCUGGCAUGCCGUUCUAUGGCUACCAUGCCAAGGAGAAACACUUUAUGAAGAUCUAUUUGUACAAUCCUCAGAUGGUUAAACGUGUGUGUGAGCUGUUGCAGAGCGGAGCAGUGAUGAACAAGAUUUACCAGCCCCACGAAGGCCAUAUCCCAUACCUGCUUCAACUGUUCAUCGACUACAACCUUUACGGCAUGAACCUGCUAAACCUUGCAGCAGUCAAGUUCCGGAGGGGCAAAUCAAGAGAGGGUUUGCCAGUUAGCCUGGACAAGCAGACCCCGAGCAGCCAUUCCAGCACUAGUCCCUGGAAGAGCCCGUGCACGUCCAAACUCAACGACAGCACCCUUGGAGGUACUUUUGUCCGCUGGGAAGAGAACGCCAUUCCGUGCUCCCUUGUCCUAGAUGAGGUGGAGAGGAAAAGCACCUGUGAGCUGGAGGUUGAUGCUGUUUCUGUAGAUGUUCUCAACCGUCUCGAGAUUGAAAAUCAGAUUGGAAGGAACCCCGGCCUACAAGCAAUCUGGGAGGAUGAGAAGCAGCGGAGGAGAGAACAAAACAAAGACUCUCAGAUUGAAACCCCGGAGUCUCAAGACCGUGAAUUUGUCUCUUCAACUGAGAGUGAGCAGUUCUUCAUGAAACGAUUCAAGGAGAUUUUGAAGGAUAAUGAGUUUGAUGUGACGCAGGACUCCCCUGUUGGUGAUGUAGAGGAUUUCAGUGAUCUCACCAUCCAUUCAUCUCUUCAUUUAACACCAGAGGAAUUGCCGUGCACGCCUGCUUCAGCUGUAGAGGUGCACAGGGACUCCGAGCCAGAAUUUGUGACUAGUAGAUGUAAAACCCCAGAUGAGGCUGUUGUUGAUGAGGAGGCCAUUUUGUGUGUCCUGGAAAACAGUCAGAACUUCCUGCCACCCUCACAGACAUCCAAACACUCACCAUUAUUAGACAGCAGCCAAGACUGCUCCAUGAUUAAUCUUCUGGCAGGUUUGGCAGAUGAGUGCAGGACUCCUGGUUUGCACAGCUCACAGUCCCAGUCCCUACCAGGUACACAGAACUGCCCCUAUAACAGUGACGAUGAGGAGGCAAGGCCAGAGUUAGACAAGGAAGAAGCGGCGCUCAGUAUGACGAUGUCACAACGAUGGGACAGUGAGCCCCUUGAAAACUUGAGUCCGGUUGCGUGCAGAUCUGGUGUGAAGGAAACACAGGAGAGCUUUAGUGACGGACAUCAGGACUCCUCUGAUGACGACAUGGAGUGGAGCGGAAACAAUUCUUUAUUUGCUAACAUGUCCAUACCCCAGCUUGAUGGGGCAGCAGAUGAGAGCAGCGACUCAUCUUUAACAGACAGUGGUUCCAGAACACAGUCCUCCCUCAUCGUCACUGAGAAGAUUAUAAUGAAAACAAAUCAUUUCCCUGGAGAGACUAUCCACCUUGAACCCCCAUCCUCAGCGAAGAUCUUUCUGGAGUGUAAGCACCCAGAGCACAGUCCAGUUCAUGUGAUGGACACGGAACAACCUCUUGACAAACAAUUUCAGUCGAAGAGCAGUCAGGACAGCAGUUGUGAAUGUUCGACAGGUUUAAAGGUCAAUAAAAAGAUUCCUUACAUUCCACCAGUAAAACACCCUAUUCCCUGCAAAACAGUCAGUCAGUCGGAGGUAUCUGCCAUCUGUGUGGACAAAGAAGACAUCUGCCCAAUAUACAGCUAUGACAAGAAAACAUCUUUAGCAUUGGAUAGGACCGAUCUUGAAAGUUUUCAAUUUAACAACAGUAAGGUCACAAAAAGAAGAAAGAGCCUGAAGAACGUAGAAACAAACUGUCUGUCCAUCCUUCAGAACCACAGGGCCUUCUCCCUCUGUUACUCGGAGCUGAGGAACUGCUCAACCAAGAAAGACUUGAGCCAGAUGGAUAGACAUAGCCCCCUCUUGAGGAAUAUUUCAUCCUCAGCACCUCCAACUCUUGAAAGUGGGGCAUUUCUUAACCCUCAGGAGGGUGAGAUGAGUAAAGAUGGAGAUGAGGGAGAUGUUGGUGAGCUCAAAAUCAGGUAUGAGGACUAUCAGGAAAACAAGACCGAAAAGACGAUUGUAGCGCAACAGGAAGCACACUACAAGUUUUUCCCUAGUGUAAUUCUGUCCAACUGCCUAAACCGGAAGAAAACAGUUUGCAAAAAACUGCCAGAAUCAUGCAGCAAGCUAGAACAAACUCAGAAUCGGCGGUUGAGACUAAAAGUAAAUAAGAAAAAAUUGUCAGGACCAAAAAACAAAUUAAACAUGGAUGAAAGCUGUUCCUCUGACAGCCAGGUUAGCAUUGGUUGCACCUCUGUAACUCCUGAUCAUCCAGGAAUUGGGGACACAGAAAUGCUAGUUUGUGAUGACAACUCAGUGAAGACGGAGUCCAUCUUAGAUGAGUCUCCCGAAAAGGGAGUGUCACCUACAAUAGAAGAACCAGAAAAGACAUCUAUUAAAGAAGAGCCAAAAUUAAUUCCCGUAGUCACUGCCAUUACACCCUGUAGUUCAGAAGAAACUCAAGAUACACCAGAUGACAAUAUAAGCCUCUUGCAAGAUUUAGCCACUAAAGUAACAUGUACAAAAGCCUCAUCCCUGCCUGGUAGUAAAUACACUCUGAGGACCAAACGGAAGAUGCUGUAUGACAGUGAUGGAGAAUACUCAUGUUCUACGCGGUCUAAAAACCCACCUAAAGGCAAGGAACAUCUCAAAGACUCCAAUGCGCACAGUGGACAGGAGCUAAAAUCCCAGAAACGACGCAAGAAGGAACCUCCAAUCAUCAUCAAGUACAUUAUCAUCAACAGGUUCAAAGGAGAGAAAAACAUGUUGGUGAAAAUGGGGAAAGUCGAUGCAGAGGAGCAACGGGUAACACUGACAAAAGAGAAGUUGAAUCAGUACAAUAAACUCGCCCCACUAAAGGAUUUCUGGCCUAAAGUGCCAGAGUCUGCUGCCACUGAGUUUCCUGUCACUGAGUCAAAGGCUAAAAAACAAAACAAACGGAAAUCUAAAGUCAACCCGUUGAAUAAAAAAACAAUUGACAGUGUCUCUAAACAUCAAGUUGGACAUGGUGAAAGGGUCAAACGAACUAAGGGCUGUGAAAGGCGACGAUGUUUACCCUCUCUACCACCUCCUCGGCCAUGUUACUGUGAGUUGGCAGAUGACCGAAACAGUGACUAUAAUGAUGUUAUGUUCGAUUUAGGCUAUCUCUCUGAUAGAGCGCAGAGCCCAAUAGACUCAACACCCCCUCGCUGUUGGUCGCCAACAGAGCCUGUUAUGAAUAGGAGUGUUUCAAAACACUUAAAAAACAAAUUAAGUGACCCAAAUCUUAAUUUUGCACAAAAAAAUCCACAGUCUUCGACCAAAGGAGCUCAAAAUGGGCGUAAAGCAAACAGAAGUAGGAAACCAAAAGACGCUAAAAGGACAGAUACAACGACUACUUUGAUUGAGCCUCCUGAUCUGAAAAAACAAAAUUUAUUUCAAAGCAGCAAAGCUCCUCCAAGACAAAGGAAAAAAGCUGUGGGUACAGCUGAACAAAUCAAAACCUCAACACUCAUGUCUAAACCUGGCCGGUCAUACAAAAAGAAGGCCGUAGACACUGAAAAUAUUGGUUCAGAAAAGCUGACAAAUAUGGAAAACAAUCAAGACCAGACUACAUCUAAACCAGCAUUCCAGUCACUUCAAACAAAGUGUGAAGAUGGAGAGAUUUCUAUCAUGGAAGCCAACCGAACCAUGUCGCCACGAGUUCAGAUGAAACAGCAAGGUUGUCAGACGACAGUUGUAAAGGAAGAACUCUGUACGGAGGAGUUAAAAAUUUCAACACCUUUUCUAUCGCAGACGUCUUCACAGGAACAUACAAAAGUCAAUGCCUUAGUAAAACCCUCCCGUCAGCGGGGCCUUAAGAAAAAUGUUGAUCCCAGUCUCUCUCAGACGCCAUGCAGCUUGUCUGUCCUCAAGAAACUUUAUCAAAAGAGUAAGCAUGGCCAGACACAAGUGGGUGCUCCCAACGAUUCAAUUCCUGUAGCUAUGUCUAGAGUGUCACUUGAUCCUGCAGCUAAACAAGCCAAAUCCAGAAAAACCUCAACUACACCAAGGAAACCUAGGGCCCCCAAAUCUACCAACCUUAAAGAUACGAAAUGCGGGAUCAGAAAAAGCAAAUCAAAAAACACUCAGCCUUGUUUGUCAGAAAAGCAGGAGGCCAACAUGUCGAAUGACUUACUUUUUCCAACUGACACAGACAUGGACAGUUGCAACUUCAUAGAAGAUGGCUUAUCCCCAGAGCUCCCAAAUAACUAUUCCUUUGAUAUAAAUGCCAUUGAUCAGACUCAGUUCUCCAGCCCAUACAGUGGCAAUCAGUUUGUCUUGACUGAUCAAAUUUUACCAGCCAAGUUCUUGAGUGAUGCUAGUCAGGAAGCAAUCCCUAGUCAGACAUUGCUCUUUGAGAAGAAACUAGAUAGACUAUCAGGUUACGGAGAGGAGCUGAAACAGGUCUCUGACUGGCAUAAAGUGAAGCCUGCCAGGCCUGAUCUCUUCGACAGACCUGAGCAUGGCGCAUCGACAUCAAACCAUCUCACAUUAAUUGACUCUGACAAAUUCCAGAACAGAGAUUCUGACUCUUCAGGCAAUGUUCAUACACUCAGUCCCUUUCAAGACUUUCACUGCGAAGGAAAAGACCUCUUAUUUUCAGCCUAUGAACCUGUUCUACCAUUGCCUUUGAGCUCUACUUGUUUUAUCAGCCACGAGGGCUCGCCAUCAGGCGAGCUCCUGGAAGGCAUCGAUGCAAUGACGUCCACUACUCCGAGCAGCUCUCCUUGCUCAGUCAGCUCACUCUCUCAGGUGAGAGCAAGCCAGAUGCUUCGCGGACCAGGUGGAGGAGCCCACAUUUUGAAGCCCCUCAUGUGCCCUCCAAGCAGGGAGGAGAUCCUCAGCACUCUGCAGGACUUGGAGAUAUCAGAGGCCACGUUCCAGGAACCCUUCUGCAGUGACCCCUCUGAUGCUCCAGGAAAACCAAUGGAGGUUGGUGGCCGUAAGCUCGCGGUGGAAACAAGACUAGUCAAGGAGUUGAAGGAGUUCAGUGGAGGACUGUCUUUAGAGGGACUGCAUUUGUGGAAGACAGCCUUCUCAGCCAUGACACAUUAUUCCACCACCCCGAUACCGUCUGUGCCAGCCCAGGGAGCACAAACGAGUCAAGAUCAGGCUUUGACUGACCCGUGUUCGACCAGUGACAAGCAGGUAGUCCUUCUGCCCUGCAAAAGUGCACCAACCCGGGAACGUGUGCAGCUAUGGUUGGAAGCCAGGAGGCAGUAUGAGACUUUACAAAAGGGGAUUAGAGAUGCAGAGUUGCUAAAGAAGGACGAGCUGAAUGUACACAAGGAGAGCAACCGGGAUACUACCGAGACAGCUGGUCCCAGCUGUUCCAGUUCAAACGUCAACAUGUAUGGGAAAAUUGGCAUCAGAACUCAAAGGAGAGGAAAGCGUAACCUGUCACCAAUAUCAUCUCUUGCAAAGAGUCCAGGCAAUCAGUGUGACUCGACAGAAACAAGUCCAAUUUCAGAUGAAGGUUCUGUUCGGCUUGAAGAUGAUAAAAGAACAGAGGAUGAUAAAACUAGCCCUCCGGGUUCUCCAGAGCUGCCUUCAUGGCAGCAGCCUAGCAGCGUCUUAGCUAUUGAGGAGUUGAACCAAACAAGACGGAGUGAAAACUCUCCUGAAGCUCUAUCCCCUGGACUCUCCUUUGAAAGAGUUUGUGGAAAUCGUAGCCCCCGUGUCAGUAACAAAGAAGAGAUGAGUCCUCACCACCUUCAGAGCACACCCUUUUUAAAGAGACAUCUAAGAAGCACUGAAAAUUUGGAACCUGUGUGCAGCACGCCCAUAUCUAAAGGAGACCCAGUUGCGCAGAGAAUCCAGCAUAGGCGGGGAAGCCAAGCAGAACCCCUAAGAAGAGUGUUACUUAACACACAGAUGAAGAACCAUUUUGCUGCUUUGAACACUCCAAAGAGAGAGAAUUCUCAGAUAGAAGGUCCCAGCAUAGCCAACUCCUACGGGUUUAAAGUAAGCAUGCAUAACCUGCAAGAUGCCAAAGCUAUGCACGAGGUUCAGCACCUUACAUUAAUGGGGAUGGAGCUUCAUGCACGAACCCGACGCGACCUCGAAGCCGACCCUGAGUUUGACCCCAUAUGUGCCUUAUUCUACUGCUUGACUUCUGAUUCUCCUUUGUCGAAUGUAGACAGCCGCCAGUUGACAGGUGCCAUUGUGGUGCAUCAAGACCACGAGAGUUGUAACCAAGCAGGCCAAAGAGGAACAGCGCCCCUGCUGGUCAGGUCUGGUAUUUCUGGGCUGCAGGUGAAGUACACUACAGAUGAGAAGAUGCUGUUUCAAGAACUGGUUGCCAUCAUGAGAAAGUUUGACCCGGAUAUUCUGUUUGGGUAUGAGGUUCAGAUGCACUCGUGGGGAUACCUUCUCCAAAGGGCUGCAGUUGUUGGGGUAGAUCUCUGUCAAGAACUGUCACGCAUACCAGAUGACUCAAGAGACAACCGCUUUGCUGCAGAAAGGGAUGAGUAUGGAGCAGACACAAUGACUGAGAUCAACAUCGUUGGACGCAUAUUACUCAACCUGUGGAGGGUGAUGAAAACAGAGGUGACACUGAACAACUACAGUUUUGAGAAUGUGGCCUUUCAUGUUCUCCACCAGCGCUUCCCAUUGUACAGCCCACGCACGUUGUCUGACUGGUUUGAUCACAACACUGACCUCUACAGGUGGAAAAUGGUGGACCAUUAUGUGAGCAGAGUGCGGGGUACCAUGCAGCUUCUACAGCAGCAUGACAUUAUCGGCAGAACCAGUGAGCUGGCCAGAGUGUUUGGGAUCCAGUUCUUCCACGUUCUCACUCGAGGGUCACAGUACCGUGUCGAGUCCAUGAUGUUGCGUGUAGCCAAGCCACUCAACUACAUCCCAGUAACACCCAGCAUCCAGCAGCGAGCGCAGCAGAGAGCACCUCAGUGUCUGCCGCUAGUGAUGGAACCGGAGUCGCGCUUUUACAGCAACUCUGUUGUCGUCCUGGACUUCCAGUCGCUCUAUCCCUCCAUCGUCAUCGCGUACAAUUACUGCUACUCCACUUGCCUCGGUCAUGUGGACAGCCUGGGAACGACAGAUGAGUUUAAGUUUGGCUGCACCUCCCUGCGGGUUCCCCCGGAGCUCCUCUAUCAGCUCCGAAAUGAUAUCACUGUGUCACCGAAUGGCAUCGCCUUCGUCAAGUCCUCAGUGCGUAAAGGUGUCCUCCCCAACAUGCUUGAGCAAAUCCUCAACACGCGCAUUAUGGUGAAGCAGUCAAUGAAAGCCUACAAGCAGGAAAAAACCCUGAUGAAACUGCUGGACGCGCGUCAGCUGGGACUCAAGCUCAUCGCCAACGUCACCUUUGGCUACACCGCGGCCAACUACUCUGGACGCAUGCCAAGUGUGGAGGUUGGUGACAGCAUUGUCCACAAAGCCCGAGAAACAUUGGAGAGAGCCAUCAAGCUGGUUAAUGACACCAAAAAAUGGGGAGCUCGUGUUGUGUAUGGAGACACGGACAGCAUGUUCGUUUUGUUGAAAGGAGCCACCAAAGAGCAGGCCUUUAAGAUCGGCAAUGAGAUCGCAGAGGCCGUGACGGCGACCAACCCAAAGCCAGUGAAGCUCAAAUUUGAGAAGGUGUACCUGCCCUGCGUUCUCCAGACAAAGAAGCGUUAUGUAGGUUACAUGUACGAAAGCCUCGACCAAAAGGAGCCUGUUUUUGACGCCAAAGGUAUUGAGACAGUGCGGCGUGAUGGCUGCCCUGCUGUUUCCAAGAUUUUGGAACGCUCAAUCAAGCUUCUCUUUGAGACGCGGGACAUCAGCCAGGUGAAGCUGUUUGUUCAGCGUCAGUGCGUGAAGGUCCUGGACGGCAGGGCCAGCAUGCAAGAUCUCACCUUCGCAAAGGAAUACAGAGGCGGCUCCUCGUACCGGCCCGGAGCCUGCGUCCCUGCGCUGGAGCUCACCAGGCGUAUGAUGUCAUACGACCGUCGCUUGGAACCCCGCGUAGGCGAACGCGUGCCCUACGUGGUGGUGUACGGAUCGCCCGGGGUGCCCCUCAUCCAGCUGGUCCGCCGGCCCUUGGAAGUGUUGCGGGAUCCCGGUCUCCGCCUCAACGCCACCUAUUACAUCACCAAGCAGAUCCUGCCUCCCCUAGGCCGCAUGUUCCAGUUAAUUGGAGUCGACGUGCUCAGCUGGUACCAGGAGCUUCCCAGGAUCCAGAAGGCCACCGGUUCCACGGGCACAGGCGGCGACGACGUGGCCAGGAAAGGCACCAUUUCGCAGUACUUCACCACGCUCCACUGCCCCGUCUGCGACGAGCUCACCCAGCUUGGUGUGUGCGCGCGAUGCCGUGCUUCACCACAGCGCGUGGCCGUCACCCUCCACCAGGACAUGAGGCAGCUGGAGCGAGAACAAGAACAGCUUCUCAAGAUCUGCAAGAACUGCAGCGGCUGUGCCGAACGCCACGUUCCGUGCAUCUCGCUGGACUGUCCCGUUCUCUACAAGCUGAAUCGAGUGAGCGGCCGGCUCUCCAAGGCGCCGUACCUACGAAAACUGCUCGACGACUUGUAAUCGACGUCGCGGCUCCUCCGGUGCUAACGGCCGCCGUCGUCUCGGGUUUGAAAUAUUUCAAAGGUGCUUCGCCUGAACCCUGUUGGGUUGUCAUCGUGUCUCAUUAACUAAUAGUAUUUGUUAUACAAGUAUCGUCCGCUUCAGCCUCCCUCAUAGGGCAUGUGUAUGUCUUUUCAUGCUUAUUUUUUACGGCUGCUGCGGCCAGACUGAAAAAAAAUACAACCUCAUAAUUAAAAGGUACUCAUCUGGUUAAGUUUUCUGUACGACAUCAUCAGACUUGGGAUUUCUCGUUUCAUGUAAAUAAAGCAUCAGUACACGAUGACGUAUUAGCAUAAAGCCAAUUGCAUUUCCGGCCGUGAAUGCCGUUUUUUUUUUCUUUUUCUAUACAUUCUAUUGAGGGAUGUCAUUUUAACCUUGAUUGUAUUCAUGACCGUUCGAGCUUUUACCGCUCAUCCAGUGUGCAAAUGGGUCUUUGUUUUUUGUUUUUUUAAACCUGGGACUGUUGCAAUACUGUGUUUUGAUAACUCGUGUGUAUUAUUUGUUCGUUGCUGGUUUGGUGUACGUUUUAAAACUAUGCUGUUAUCGCACCGUGUCGAGAUUUCAAUCUGUGCUUUGUAAAGAUGUCAAAGAAAAAAAUAAAAAGUUGGUUCAUUUCUUUGCAUUCAAUGGAUAUUGCUGUGGGUUGAAAUUGCUUUAAUAAAAAGUCAAAUGUAUUGUAAUGGUUUUCUAAUCAGUGAUAUUUAAGACAAAACAUUGCACACAAUCGGUUCACAAAAAAGUGCAAAUUAACCAUUUUUACAGCAAGAUGCUUAUUUAAACUCAUUGGCUGCCAUUGACGGUGCUAGACGUCCAAUCCAUUUUUGACUGGAAAAUGAAUUGGACAUCUACUGCCGUCAA
Corythoichthys intestinalis (scribbled pipefish) is the source of this 10318-nucleotide messenger RNA. It is a transcript of the gene rev3l, whose product is annotated as REV3 like, DNA directed polymerase zeta catalytic subunit. Gene Ontology annotation, molecular function: nucleotide binding; DNA-directed DNA polymerase activity; DNA binding. Gene Ontology annotation, cellular component: nucleus; zeta DNA polymerase complex. The record is from RefSeq and is a predicted model, not a curated record. Gene Ontology annotation, biological process: error-prone translesion synthesis; double-strand break repair via homologous recombination. Lineage: Eukaryota; Metazoa; Chordata; Actinopteri; Syngnathiformes; Syngnathidae. The transcript is spliced from 32 exons. The coding region runs from base 503 to 9421 and encodes 2972 amino acids.